Schistosoma haematobium is the source of this 2580-nucleotide messenger RNA. It is a transcript of the gene TAF4B, whose product is annotated as Transcription initiation factor TFIID subunit 4B. The coding region runs from base 46 to 2202 and encodes 718 amino acids. Gene Ontology annotation, molecular function: DNA binding; RNA polymerase II general transcription initiation factor activity. Gene Ontology annotation, biological process: DNA-templated transcription; transcription initiation at RNA polymerase II promoter. Gene Ontology annotation, cellular component: transcription factor TFIID complex. NCBI's taxonomy places the organism in Eukaryota, Metazoa, Platyhelminthes, Trematoda, Strigeidida, Schistosomatidae. The transcript has 6 exons. The record is from RefSeq and is a predicted model, not a curated record.
UUGCUUUAAAUGAUGCGCUAGAUCAACGAGCGCGGCCUUCAAGUUAUGGGUGAUCGGCCUGCAGGUCAACAGUUGCCAGUGCCCGUCCGGAUACCUCUGUCCAGUAUUCGUGCACAGACAAGGCCUCUCGGAAAUAUUGUCCCUGCCAACGUCCCUCGACCACCCAUGGUUAACCAGGUGUACUUGCUUCCUAAAUCUGGGAUAACUAAUAAUGUCCUUCCAAGUGCUCCGAGUGUGAUGCAAGUUAGGAGUUUGGCGGUUGGACAAACUGUACUCCAACCAAACGGUGUACUUGCUACCACUCCUGUUAUGCCAAGAGUUGUCACAUCUCAGUCGGGUUCCUCAACUAAAUUGGUGGGAUUUUUUAACCAAUUGUUAGAACUAUCAAAGAAUGUUUCAGCUAGCACUCAUAGCUCAGUAGCAACGCUAAUUCAAGCAUUAGUGAAUGGAGAACUUGAUGCCAGUUCGUUCAGUGCACAACUACGUAGCAACCUUAAAAGUGCCAAUCCUGGUAUGGACCUCGCCCCAUUCAUAAAGGACAACAUAGAUUUACUUAGGAGAGAUCUAGCUAAUGGUGUCUGUCGUCUCCCAAACAUACAACCUCCCCCAAAAGAUAUCUUCACAGGUGUACCCACUGCAGUCCCUGUUUCGAUCGUAACAACAUUACCUACCGUAGGUCUUCAGCCCCGUCCUAAUGCUGCGGUUUCUACAACACUAGUUUCUUCAACAGUACCCGUUGGCCCUCGCAUUACUCUACCGACGAACACAACUCCUCGCAUAGUAGGCACACUCAUGUCAUCAGUUUCGUCACCAGUUAUUCCAACUAGUCCUGUUACUGUUCCAACACCCCGAACACAACCCCCACUAUUGGCUCCUGCUCCUCCCCGGACAUGUAUUACGUCUGUCGUAAACUUUGAUGCAGCUUCAAGUUCUAACACCGGUACGAAAUAUCGUUUGGCUCAAUCUUUUAGUGGUGUUUCAUCUUCAACGUCUGUCGUAUCUAAUGCAACCGCCGCAACAGUGGUUUCGACACGUUUCACAUCGACUAUUAACGGUACGCGUCCGAACUACCAAAAUUUGCGACCAAUUAUUGCUUCGUCCACUUCCACAGCAUUGGGUAUCAACUUAGCGUCGAUAAAAUCAGUUGCUGGUGUUUCUGCAUCCGUACCCCCUGUAAUUCGUGCUAAAUCUGGAUAUGCUAACACUUAUUCUCCUGGAAUUCUACCCGCUGUUCACAACAAAGUAGGCUCCAAUGUCCUAUCCUUGAAUGGAUCUACGGUAUUAAUAGAAGGUGUGGACCGAAAACAGAAUGACCUCUCGUUUUUGAGCGACGAUAUUCGUCACCCCGCUAUGUCACCUACACGUGACAAUCCAUUUUUCCCAUCAGAAAAAGUUAAGGAAAUAUUAGAAACUCAUGGCAUAAAAACACUAACAGAAGAAUCUAUCGCGUGUCUCGCUCACGGUUUGCAAAUAUUCAUCAAAAAUAUUUUAUCAAAGUUGAGGAUUGUAGUAUCACAUCGACUCGAUCGUUUAGGAGAGGAUUCUCGUUUGGUUCAAAUAGAUCACACGCGUGAACAGUUGAGGUUUCUUCAGAAGUUGGAUGAGCAUGACCGAAUGAGGCAAUCGGAGUUAGAAAAGGAUCUAAUUUUGAAGGCUGCAAAAUCACGUUCUCGAAAUGAAGAUCCUCAUCAAAUGCAGAUGAGGGAAAUGGCUCGACGGAUAGCGUCUGAAGAUUAUGAACGUGAAAAACAACAUCAAGCCAAUCUUACAGCUCUUCACGCUAUCGGCCCACAACGCAAGCGUCGUCUAGAUACUUUAGAUGAAAUGGGCAACUCCAUUUCGACAGAUAUUUUGGGAGCCUCUCUUCCAACAAGAGAUGGUGUGACAAAUUUGGUGAGUGCCCUACCUGCUGCUACUGCUAAUCGCCUUUCUAUUGUCAGUGCCAGUCGACUAGGUUUGGUAACAUCAGGACCAAAUCUAACGCAAUUCAAUUUAGAAGCUUUGCCGGCAAAUUCAAACUCAUUGGUCUCCGGUGUCGGUGGGACUGGUGAUAACAUGCCAAAUACAUCUGGAUUUUCAUUAGCACUCAGUCUCAGGGCACAUCGAGCAACUCUCAGAGAUAUGCAGGUCAUACUUUCUCGUACACCGAGGCUUCGUCGUACACGUACUUACUAUAGGACGUAUUGGCGCUCUCAGCCUUAAGAGUCUUUUCUUUGUUUCUUAUUUUUAUUUUUGCAUAGACUUGAUUUCUGAUUGUAAUAUGAUUUAAUUAUUAGUUGGCUAAUUUUCCUAAAACGUCCCCAACCUAACUUGUAUCAUAAAAUCUUUGUACAUUAUGACUUUUCGCAGUAGCCUACUUCGCUAGGCAUCUGGGGUUCUAUGUAUAUAUAUUUACACACACACCGUAAUAUUGUAUGAAAUGUGAUGUUAGUUCCAGAUUCUUUUUCUCUACUAAAUGUGAGAUUUCUUGUAUUUUUUCAUAACGCAUGUACAUUUACCAAUCCCAUGUAUACUUCGUUCGCUGUACAUAAUUUUCGACUAUCCUAUUCAGAAAAUAAUAAACCUGUUAUUUCUUUAGUA